AUGGUGGAGCGACGGAUGUCCGUCGCGUUGUUUUCGGAGCCCUAUCGUACCGACGGUGCGGGCGUGUGGGCCGUGAGUGACGAUGGCACGUGCGCGGUUUUUCAGCGCGGUUCGGCUGCUCCUCGUUCGUGGCAGAUUCUUUCUCGCGGGGAAGGCUUUGUCUCGGUUCAGGUGGGACCUGUCGUGUUCGUUAGUUGUUAUUUUUCGCCCAAUAGGAGCCUGCGGGCUUUCGAGCGUUUUUUGUCGUUUUUGGACGCUUGCAUUCGUCCUCACGUUGGUUCCGCGCUCGUUGUCGCGGGCAAUUUUAAUGCGCGUUGUUCGGAGUGGGGUGACUCCCUCACAACGGCUCGUGGAGUGUGCCUUGGCAAUUGGGCGGCGGCGCUUUCGCUCCAGUUGCUCAACGUGGGACAUGCGCCCACCGUUGUUCGCCCUCAGGGUCGGUCCCUCGUCGAUGUUACGUGGGGUUCUUCGGCGGUUCUUCCAGCUGUGUCGGCGUGA
Ooceraea biroi (clonal raider ant) is the source of this 498-nucleotide messenger RNA. RefSeq lists its product as uncharacterized. NCBI's taxonomy places the organism in Eukaryota, Metazoa, Arthropoda, Insecta, Hymenoptera, Formicidae. Gene Ontology annotation, molecular function: catalytic activity. The record is from RefSeq and is a predicted model, not a curated record.